This is a messenger RNA of Gadus macrocephalus (Pacific cod), 6425 nucleotides long. Its product is annotated as dyslexia-associated protein KIAA0319-like protein. NCBI's taxonomy places the organism in Eukaryota, Metazoa, Chordata, Actinopteri, Gadiformes, Gadidae. The record is from RefSeq and is a predicted model, not a curated record. Gene Ontology annotation, cellular component: plasma membrane; cytoplasmic vesicle.
GUCGACGGUAGGAAUCGCCAGAGCAAACUAAGGCGCAGUGCUCACGGUCGCCGGUAGGGGCCACUAGAGGAGAGUUCGGCGCAGCAGCAUCAUCCGUGUGUGAGCGCCGUCAGCUCCAGUGAGGGAAACCAGGAGAAAACAACCGAGCUGACCUCGAUAGUGUACAGUGAGCAACGCGACGACAACCAACGGCAGACCCAGAGGAUAUACCUGCACACCUCGACAUGUAGCGGUCGUGUCUGAGCGGAUCGUGUCGUGGAGGACCAGAGAGCAGCCAUGUUGACACUGCCGCUUCGAACGCCACCGCUGUCGUCCUGUCUUCACCCCUCACCUCGCGUCACCUCCCUGCCCACCUAACUUCCCCCACCCGGAGCCUCCUGGUGGGAGGCACGGCUCCUCCUCCUCCUCCUCUUCGGGACCUACAGAAGAGGUCCUCUGCUUUCCAGGACCAUGUCUCCACGCUACCUACCUCACCACGUCCUAUCACUGCUCUUCCUCUGGGCCCUACACCCGCCCACAGAAGUCUCGGCUAACCUCUGCAGGGUGACGGGAGGCGUCCUGGGCAUGCACUGGAGCAGCGUCCUGGGCCUGGGCUGGAGGCCCCUGGCCCGGGGGAACGCUGGCGCCACCUGCUGGCAGUCCUGCUGCCUGUCGCCCAGCUGCGGCGCGGUGUGGAGCCUGGGGGGCCACUGCGUCCAGCUCAGCUGCUCCAGGGACCGGGGCUGCGCCAUCGUCUCCCUGCCCCAGCCCCACCAGGAGUCCCUGGGCCUGCUGCAGAUGCUGGACAAGGGCCCGGUGAUCCAGAAGCGAUCCGUGAGGCAGCGCCGAGCACACAGAACUCAUCCCCAUGUCAACACGAGGAGCACCAAGCUGGCCGCGCCGGAGCCCCCCGCCGUCGCUCUCCCUCCCACCACCCCCAAGAGCAGCAGCAGCAGCAGCAGCAGCAGCAGCAGCCUCGGCCCGUCGGCCAAUGGGAGCACAGAAGCCGCACCGCCGCCCGUCCGCACCCAGGCCCCGCCGGCGUCGAUGGGGCCGCCCGCCGAGGUCGUCGCGGCCUCCAACGCCACGGAGGGCGCGGAGGAGGACGUUGCCACGGUUACGGCGGCGCUGACCAACCCGACGGCGGCAGUGAGGGAGCUGGCGGUGUCGGCGGGGCAGAGCGUGGAGGUCAUCCUGCCCAACAACGAAGUGGAGCUCAACGCCUUCGUGGUCCCGGCCGCCAAGACCGGGUCCAAGUAUUCGUUUGACUGGCAUCUCAUCACGCACCCAAAGGACUCCAGCGGAGAGAUGGAGGGGAAGUUCAACAAGACGCUGAAGCUGAGCAGGCUGACGGUCGGCCUGUACGAGUUUGAGGUGAUCGUGGACGGAGACGGCGCCCGCGGCGAGGGCUACGUCAACGUCACGGUCAAACCAGAGCCCCGCGUCAACAAGCCUCCCGUCGCUGUGGUUUCCCCCACCUUCCAGGAGAUCACCUUGCCGACCAGCUCAACGGUGAUCGAUGGCAGCCAGAGCUCUGAUGACGACAAACUGGUGGCGUGGCGCUGGGAGGAGGUCAAAGGUCCCCUGAGGGACGAGAAGGUGACCGGAAACACGCCCAUCCUCACCCUCAGCCGACUGGUGCCCGGGAGCUACACCUUCAUCUUGACGGUGACCGACUCGGACGGAGUUCAGAACUCCACCCAGGCCACCCUGCUGGUGAACAAGGCCACGGACUACAAACCAGUGGCCAACGCAGGGCCCAACCAGGUAAUCACGCUGCCCCGUAACUCCGUCACCCUGUACGGCAACGAGAGCACCGACGACCACGAGCCCCUGAACUACGAGUGGUCCCUCAGCCCCCUGAGCAAGGCCAAGGUGGUGGAGAUGCAGGGUGUGCGCACGGACACCCUGCAGCUGUCCGCCAUGCAGGAGGGGGACUACACCUUCAAGCUGAAGGUGUCCGACUCGUCCGGGCAGCAGGACGUCGCCCUGGUCACCGUCAUCGUCCAGCCAGAGAACAACAAGGCCCCGGUGGCGGCGGCGGGCCCCGAGAAGGAGCUGACGCUGCCCGUGGACCGCACCGUCCUGGACGGCAGCAAGAGCUCCGACGACCAGAAGAUCACCACCUUCCACUGGAAGCAGAGCAGGUGUCGGUCCGACGGGGUGAAGAUAGAGAACGCGGAGGGGGCCGUUGCCACGGUGACGGGCCUCCAGGUGGGCAAGUACGAGUUCACCCUGACGGUGACGGACGACCGGGACCUGCAGAGCAGCGACACCGUGUCCGUCAUCGUCCGAGAAGAGCAGGACCUGCCCCCGGUGGCCCACGUCCUGCCCUGCCCCCCGGUGGCGCUGCCGGUGCGCACGGCCGUGCUGGACGGCUCGCGCUCCACCGACGACAAGGGGGGGGUCAGCUACCUGUGGAGCCGCGCCGAGAGCAGCCCCGCGGCCGGGCACGUGUUGAACGGGUCGGACCACCAGCCCGUGCUGUUCCUAGGCAACCUGGUGGAGGGGAAGUACACCUUCACUCUGACGGUGACCGACAGCAAGGGCCAGACCAGCGCCGACCGAGGGGUCCUGGAGGUCAAGCCAGACGUGUGGGCGCGUGAGGAGGUGGAGCUGGUGCUGGAGGUGGCCGUCUCCCAGGUGACCCAGCGGCAGCGCGACAUGCUGCUCCGCCAGGUGGGCGUCCUGCUGGGCGUGCUCGACAGCGACAUCGUCGUGCGCGACGGCGCCUUCAACGAGCGCAGCACCCGCCUGGUGUUCCUGGUCUCUGGGGGCCCGGGGCGCCCCCCGCUGUCGGGACACAGCGUGGCCAGGUUGCGCAACAAGCUCCGCAAGCAGAAGACCGAGUUCCUCAUCUUCAAGGCCCACCGGGUGGACACCGUCAUCUGCCAGCUGAACUGCUCGGGUCACGGGGCGUGCGAUGCCUUCACGAGGAGCUGUGUGUGUCAGCCCUUCUGGAUGGAGAACUUUGUGCGCACCCAGCUGGGGGACGGCGAGAGCAACUGUGAGUGGAGCGUGCUCUACGUCACCAUAGCCUCCUUCAUGAUCGUGGUUGCUAUAGCAACCAUCACAUGGGGCCUGGUGUGCUGCUGCCGCAGGCGCCGGAGCAGAGUCCGCCGGAGCAAGAGUCGCUACAAGAUGCUGGAGGCGGAGGAGCGGGACGGCCUGGAGCUGCAGCCCGGACGAGCAACUCGUCUGAAGGCGGUGCCGCCGCCCACCUCCUCCGCCCUCAUGCGCUCCGACUCGGACCUGGACAGCGACGACGGCCAGGGGGGCGUGGCCUGGGCCGACCGGGAGCGGGGCCAACUGCUGUGGCCCCAGAACGGGACGGUGCGGAACGGCCUGGGGCCCGCACGGGGCAAGAAGCCGCAGAGGGACGAGCUGCUAUAGCAGGCCAGGGGGGGGGGGGGGGUGCGCACGUGAGAGCGCACGUGAGAUCGCAGCUCUCUCUCCAAAAGCAUGUUCUUCCAACUCUCAACCUUCCAGUCCUUGUCUCCCCCUCUCUCUCUCUCUCUCUCCCUCUCCCCCCCUCUCCCCCUCUCUCUCUCUCUCUCUCUCUCUCUCUCUCUCGUUUUCUACACACAGACCCGCCCUCCCUCGCCCACGUGGAGACUGUAUUUAUUGAGGAAAUAGAGCGAGAGAGAGCGAGAGAGAGAGGGGGGGGGAGGAACGGCAACAUGCUGGAUCCAUGUUGAGCCUCCUGGCCUCCCACUGUGUCGACGGGGCGCCCCCUAGUGUCCAGGCUUCACCUCGCACCACUGAGCCAGUGCUGAGGAACACGCCUGACCAGAUCAGGGAGAAACCGAGACUUUAUAAACUAUUAUUAAUGACGUGGAGAUCAUUAGGACACUGAGAAUGUAGUGACACCUCUCCUGCCAGGGGGAAAAGAGCGGGGAAACUGAGCUCUUUAGAGAAAGUAUUUUGGGGAGGAAAAAAAAAAUGGAGAGAGGAGGAGGGGCCUACUUGACACGUUCACGCCCGCACUCUCGAGGACUCACGUGCACGCUCACGCACGUACUCCGGAGGCUUCACGUGCACGCUCACACCCGCAAUCUGGUGGCUUCACGUGCACGCUGACCGUCAGGCCAAGGGUAGGUGCUACCAGACACUGCCCAGACGAAUCCACCGACCGGUGGGGGUGCCGAUACAGUCGAGUGAAGGAGAAACGGGAUUUAAAAACAAAAUGCAACGAAAAAAACAACCAAAAUGGGAGCCACAAAAUGUCGCCUCGCUACACACGAACCAACGCCAAACUGUAUGAAUGUGCAUGUGGUGCGACCGAGUGUUUGGUGUUCUUGGUUCACUUUGAUAGAGAACACCGCAGACCGCAUGGGGGUCCUGAGUGUGUCGGGCCCAACCACGUUGUGGUGGCCGGCCGUGCUAUAGGAACGACUUGAACCUCGAAACCACUGUGUCACAUGUGUCACAUGACGUUGUGUCACACGACGUCACCACGUCUCACUCAUCGUCAACGUCGUCAACCACAAGGCAUUAUGGGAAUUGUAUUUAUUCCCUUUUGUUUGUUGGUUGAUUUUAAUCACUGGACUGCCAGAGUGGAGCCCUCACUGCAGACCCUCAUCUGCGGACCCCCCCCCUCUCCCCCACUGCGACCCCACAGAAGAGCCCUGCAGGGGGGGGGCCGGGACCAGGUGAACGAGGGUCUGUCUCCUCACAUUCCCUGAGACCCCGAUGAAGCUGGAGCCGUCGAUGAAGACCACCGUUUCGUUUUGCCAUUGGUUUGCUUUAACGUUGUGUUUCGCGUUGUAUUUUUUUCUUUUUGUUUCAUUUCCGUGUUUAUUUCUGUUCGGCUGUUUUCAUUCCCGCCCAUGCACUUUGUCUUCGGUUGCCAAGCGACGGCUGUAUCGAUCUGUUACCUUCCGUGUUUUCCUGUGUGAUGGAGUCAAUAUCAACUAUGACAAGGUCAAGGUCUCAAAUCUCUAUUUUGAGAUAGCUACAUAAUAUAUAUAUUUAUGCACAUUAGGCACGCCUUCCCAGAUCACAAGAUAAACUCAGCCAGAGUCCAGCCAGAGUCCCUUCGUUAAACUACUGAAGUGUUUGGAGUCAGUUGUUAGAAAGAGGGGGGGACCGACCAUACCUACCCUGUUACUGAUCAGCCCCGUGCUAACACAGCCCCCCGCUAACCACGCCACGCCUCACCUCAUGGCUGUGGAGCCCAGCUAACGCACAGGUUAGAUCAGCCUGGUCACACUGGUGUAUUGUUUUUAUCAAGACAAACUAGUCAGACUAACUAGUCAGAUGACUGGUCAGACCGACUAGUAAAGACUCCUAGUCAAGAUGUAUAGUCGGAUGACUAGUCAAGACAACUUGUCAAGACGUCUAGUCAGAUGACAUGUCAAGAGGACGAUUAGUCAAACUACGAGUGAAAUGUGUGAUUAGGCUAAUAUAACCUCUGAAUUAGCUGGGAUGAGACAACUGCAGCGUAGAACACAGUAAAACUGUCUAUCCGAUUCAAGAGGAUGUGAAUUUAUGUGUGAAUGGGGAAGCGGGUCUUGUGUCGAAGCUUCUGCUUUUCUUCCUUGUAGUCUCUGGUCGGUUCAUUUAUUUAUAUCCCACACUAUUAGAAGUGACCCAGCUCUACAACGAGUUCGGAAACAGGGUCUUAUAUUGCAGGGGGCGAGGCCGAAGAAGAGGUGCCCCUGGACUUUAGAUAGGUGAACCCCGUUCUUUAAUAUACCACUUCUCUGCUAACCUCUAGUAUAAGGACAACCGGACACAAAGACUGUGAAACUGGUUCAUGUGAAUGUGCAUCAGCGUUCCUUCUGGUAGUUGAUUGUUGGAAGGGUUCACACCUCCACAGAGCUGUUGUACACCGUUUACAAUCAGCGACCAGGGGUGUUUUUUUGUUUGUUGAUUAGAAAACACCUGUUCCUUGCUACAGAGUUCAUCUCAUGUCUUAUUUGUGUUGCCAAUGUUUCACUAGUUUUAUCCUCUUUUACUGCCCUACAGUGCGGCUCAGAGUCGAAGGAAUAAGGUCUGGAUGAAUGUUGAGGUGUCUUUGAACUAGGGAUCCAACACCUCAAGUAUACACACAUAAUUAGACGCGUUCUUUACCAGAAGGCCGACCGUCAAGGAUCGGGAGAGAUUUCAGUUUUGAUAGAUGAUGAAUGAAAUACUUCAGAAUUCAGUUAAAUAUAUUUACUUAAAACUAGUUCUAAAUGACUAAAAGGUUUGAUUAACCAAUCCAAGUAAGGAAUGAUAUGGGAGUCAUUAGUAUGCAUGGAUUAAAACUGAACUGUUCCUCAAAAGCUAAGAAUAUGAAGGAAAUAUACAAAUUGAAGGGAUACUGCAAUCAACUGAAUGUUAUGUUAUUUUGUUAACAUUUUUAGAUGAGAUUUUAUGGAAGGCUACCCUCACCCCUCACAUGUGUUAAGAGAGCUAAUGCAACCGGAUAAUCUGUACAUUAAAGUGAAAUACUUUUUCAA